Messenger RNA from Colius striatus (speckled mousebird), 2026 nucleotides. RefSeq names its product phytanoyl-CoA dioxygenase domain containing 1 (gene PHYHD1). The transcript is spliced from 13 exons. The record is from RefSeq and is a predicted model, not a curated record. NCBI's taxonomy places the organism in Eukaryota, Metazoa, Chordata, Aves, Coliiformes, Coliidae. Bases 519 to 1394 code for a protein of 291 amino acids.
GGCAGUGUGAAACCCUCCAAAGAGCUCAUCUCCAAAAUCCCUUUUUGACAGAAGCUGUGCUUGAGUUGCUGGACCCCAAUAGCAAAGGCUUCUUUUAUCCCAGACUACAGUGACAUUGGCUCCACUUCAGUGACAGAAGAUGUGAGUGGACUGUGAAAGAGGUGGAAGGUAGUUGUGAUGCUGCUUGUUGGCACUGAGUUUUGAUGAAAUAUGUGGCAGGACUGACCCAAGAAUGGAGAGGACAAGAUGCCCCUUGUCAUCUAAAGCACACUUGGACUGCAGCUCCUUUUGGCAAGGAUUUUCCAUCUCUUUGACUAGCUGAGCAAAAGGAAAGCACCAAAGGAACAGAGGUGGGGACAAAACCCCUGGAGAGGCAGCUCUGGCUGCGCAACAUCCUGACUGCCCAGUGCUGGCUGUUCUCGAGUGCUGCGAAAGGGAUCACGUGAAGAGGCGGAGAGGCGGCUCUGCAGAGCCUGGGAGGCAUCGAGGUGUUGCUGGGGGGAUCCUGGGAGCUUCUGAUGGCGUUUGUAAGCCAGCAGCAGAUCCAAAAGUUCCGUGAGGAUGGCUUCCUUGUCCUUGAAGAUUUUUUCACUGCAGAGGAGUGUGACAGGAUGAGGAGUCAGAUUCAGAGGAUCAUAGCAGAGAUGGAAGUGCCACCACACUGUCGCACUGAGUUCUCCACCAAGGAAGAGGAGCAGCUCCAGGCACAGGGGAGCUCGGAUUAUUUCCUAACCAGUGGAGACAAGAUUAGGUUCUUCUUUGAGAAGGGUGUUUUGGAUGAGAGAGGUAACUUCCUAAUUCCAAAGGAGAAAUCCAUCAGCAAGAUUGGCCAUGCUUUACAUGCUUAUGAUCCUGUCUUCAAGCAAGUCACACACUCCUCCAAGGUGCAGGAAUUGGGAAGAAAACUAGGCCUUGAGAGACCAGUAGUUGUGCAAAGCAUGUAUAUCUUCAAGCAACCUGGCAUUGGUGGUGAAGUGACCCCACACCAGGAUGCCACCUUCCUGCACACAGAGCCUCUGGGCAGAGUUCUGGGGUUUUGGAUUGCCCUGGAAGAUGCCACACAGGAGAAUGGCUGCUUGUGGUUCAUUCCUGGCUCUCACACCAGUGGGAUUACCCGGAGGAUGGUCCGUACAGCUCCCGGUACCUCCACGUGUGUCGAGUUUGUAGGGUCAGAGCCGGCCUAUGAUGACAGCCAGUUCAUACCUCUGCCUACAAGGAAAGGUGGACUCAUCCUGAUCCACGGGGAAGUUGUCCACAAGAGUGAACUGAACAGCUCGGCAUCUUCUCGCCACGUGUUCACCUUCCAUGUCAUGGAGGCCAAAGACACCAGCUGGAGCAAAGAGAACUGGCUCCAGCCAACUCCUGAAUUGCCUUUUCCAUCACUCUACACUUGAAGGCAGUGAUUGGCUUCUGGAGUCAAUAGCUCAUCAAUACUCCUUUUGAUCAUUUGUUCGUGUUCCCUUUCAAUACAACUUUCACCAGAUCAGCUCUCAAGAUGAAUUCAUCCUCUUCUCAGAACGAGGACCCCUGACACAGCUGAAUUCACCUGGAUCAAACAGCAGCUUCUACUGCAGCAUGAGCCCUACUAGUGUGAGAGUAGUCACCCAGUCCUUUUGGUAAGGAAACCUUCCCUCUUGAGAACAGACCACUGCACCUUGACUGGGACCAGUUAGAAGUAUUCCUUCUGUCAGUAUUCUGAUAUUUAAGUCAGCAGCUCAUGUAGUGCAUGUCUGGGUUGAUCCCAGCAAUGCAGGUGAAUGGGUCAUGUGAAGGUGACUUUUACCCCUAGGUGUCUUUCCUACAUUGUUUGAAUAACAUUGUUUAUAAAUAAUCCUGUUGUGGGCAAAAUGAAACACAAAAUCUACUUUUAUCAUCAAUCUUUUAAGUAUUUCUAGUAAACUGCAGCUGAGUGUUUGAUCUCUGGGUGUGUUGAUUAAAUCUAUCAUGGUUCUUAACCAUUCAUGUUGAAAUCAUGAAAACAAAAUCCCCAAACUCCAACCAUUUAAAUAAAAACACAGAAAUUCUC